Messenger RNA from Xenopus tropicalis (tropical clawed frog), 2957 nucleotides. It is a transcript of the gene ogfr, whose product is annotated as opioid growth factor receptor. The record is from RefSeq and is a predicted model, not a curated record. Gene Ontology annotation, cellular component: membrane. Gene Ontology annotation, molecular function: opioid growth factor receptor activity; signaling receptor activity. Lineage: Eukaryota; Metazoa; Chordata; Amphibia; Anura; Pipidae.
UCAGAUACACAAUUGCCCCCCAAAAGGAGAUGCAGCGGAUGGGCGGGGCUACAAUUGGACUGUUUCGGCAGAUUGAGACACGUUUCCAUAGCAACAGCGGCCUGCGUGAUGACCUCACUUCCCCUCGCUUCCCGGUAAGGCUCCGCUACUUCCGCCCGCUUUCAGUUUCGGUUCCUGACACGGGCGGAAAGUGGGCAGCACCCCGCACUCUGACUCGCCCUGUGGCCCUCGGCACCCUGCUGCCCUGCCUGGCCUUCCCCCGCUUCUGGCUGCCCAGUGACAGCGGGAACAUGUCCUGCGAAUGGGAAGAGCGCUGGGAGCGGGAGUACGACUCCACCUGGGAGGGAGAGGAGCAAUUCAGGAGCGACUGUCCGGAGAGAGAGGCCAGGCGGGGGGCAUGUCGGAGUGCCAGGGCAGCCAGGGACAUGCAGAACUACCGGCACGGGUAUCCAGGCAAAGAGGAACAGGACAGUAAGGAGAUGCCAAAUCUGCAAUUCUACCAGAACCAGAACCCUUUUCAGCCCAAUGGGGAAUACAUAGAUACGAUGCUUAGCGACUGGAGGGGAGAUUAUGUCCAACUGGAAGAGAACCAUUCCUAUAUCCAGUGGCUGUUCCCACUUCGGGAGAGGGGGAUGAAUUGGUGUGCGGAGCCACUGACACUGCGGGAGAUUGAGGCACUGAAAGGAGAUAAGGACGCCAUGAGGAGGUUCCGUGAGGCCUACAGGCUUAUGUUGGACUUCUAUGGCAUAGAAUUGAGGGAUGAGGAUUCUGGGGAAGUUGCCCGGGCCCCAAACUACAAGGAAAGAUUCAGUAAUCUCAAUCGCCGGGGGCACAAUAACCUGCGGAUCACACGGAUACUGAAGUGUUUGGGGGAACUGGGCUAUGGGCGCUUCCAAGCUCCACUCGUCCGCUUCUUCCUGGAGGAGACGUUGGUGCAUAAGGAGCUGCCCAAUGUCCGACACAGCGCCUUGGACUAUUUCAUGUUUACUGUGCGGGACAGAGAGCAGCGCAAGGAGCUGGUACUAUUUGCCUGGGAGCAUUUCCCAGACAAAGGGAGGUUUAUAUGGGGGCCUCGGAGUUACUUAAGAAAUAGAGCAGCAAAGGCCCCACAGAGCAGAGAAAAUAGUGAGACACCAGACGAGGGUGAAGGGAAUUGUGGGAACUCAGGAAGAGGAAGUGUAAAUGAAGGGCAGAAAGGGAUUGUGAAGGGAGAAAAUGCUGCUGAAGGAAAUUCUAGGGAAGAUCUGCACAGGGCUGGGGGAGCAGAGAGUAAAAACACCAAGGGAGCAGGAAGUUCUGUUGGAGAUUAUACUGGGGAAGAAUUGCAAGGGGACACUGGCACACAAGGAAGUGCUGAAGGGGAAGGUACUUGGGGAGAGUUUCAAGGGAAGGGGUUUGUAGGUAAGGAACCUAAAGGGGGGAAGUUAAAUGGUACAGGGGGAAGAGAGGCAGGAAGUGCUGAUAUCCAAGAGGGCAUGGGGGAAGGAGCUAAGGACACUGGGAGACCAGGAAGUGCUGAAGGAAGAGAUACUGGGGGAGACGUAGAAGGAAAGGGGUCUCUAGGAGGUGAGGAAACUUAUAGAGGGAAGUUGGACAGUACAGAGACUGGGAGACCGGAAGGUGCCGAUAAGGAAGACUUGGGAGAGAACGUAAGGGAAGGAGAGGACACUGGGAGACCAGGAAGUGCUGAAGGAGGAGAUACUGGGGGAGAUGUAAAAGGAAAGGGGUCUCUAGGAGGUGAGGAAACUGAUAGAGUGAAGUUAGACAGUACAGAGACUGGGAGACCAGGAGGUGCCAAUAAACAAGGCUUGGGAGAGAACGUAAGGGAAGGAGAGAACCCUGGGAAACCAGUAAGUUCCGAUAAGGAAGAGAACACAAGGGAAGAAGAGAAGGAAACUGGGAGACCAGGAAGUGCUAAAAAAGGAGAUACGGGGGGAGAGUUAGGAGAGGAGAAGUUAUUAGGUACAGGGAAAGGGAGUGAGGGGGCAGGAGACAGUCUAGAGAUGCAUGGGGGAGACAGUGGGGUUAGUGUAUCAGAGGGGGCAGGAGACAGUGGGGUUAGUGUAUCAGAGGGAGAAGGUGCAGUGCAGGCAGUCGGUACAGACAGUGCAGGGGAGCCGCACCAUACAGGGAAGAAAGGAGGGAAGAGAGAGACUGACUGUUCCCUUAAUGACCCCAAGAGAAUGAAGAUGAAUGAGCCACACAAUAUCGACCUGCUGAUUAACAUGCGCAACUGCAACAUUAACCCAAAGGGCGGCAGCAGUGGGAACACAGGGCAGGACUGUCAGCUGCAAAGGAAUAUGGGAAACGACUUAUCCAAUGAUCAGGGUUCUUAGGGCCAGAGCACAGGCUGGCAUAACGCAGAUAUAGGCUGGAGAAUGGCAAGAUGGUGGGUUGGCAGUGAAUGUCACUGUGCCAUGGGGGCCUCCUUGUAUGAUAUAUAGUAAGGAGAUGAUGCAGGAGUUGGGGGGUGCCCAGCUGUUGGAAUGAAUGAGACGUAUAAUGAAGGGGAUAUCGGGGGAUGUUGGCAGAACUGUGCCAGGAUUAAGGGCACAGACUCUUCAAUGAAAGGGACAUUUUUGUUCAGCUGGUACCCCAUUUGGGAUAUGAACUGCUGGGGAGGAUUUGCCCCCCAGUCCUGGAAUAUAAUGGAGUCUCUGGCAGUGCUAUGGCUUGGCCCCCCUGUUCGCUAUUCACUAAGAAACUCCCAGCAACCCUUAGCAACAGUGGUUCUGCUAAAACUUCAUGGCCUGGAGCCAUUGGACCUACCGCACUGGGCACAGUUCUGCUCUGGUGCUGGGAAUUCUGGGAAUGUUCCAUAUGUUUCUAUGUUUGUUCCCUUAAUGGCGGGGCUGAAUUUACCCUCUGCCUCAUUUCAUAGAGAUUUGUACAAAAUGCCGUUUGUAUCAUGGGUUUUCUCUCUGACGGAGUUUCUGUAAUAAAUUCAACUAAAAGCU